Trypanosoma rangeli is the source of this 1545-nucleotide messenger RNA. RefSeq lists its product as uncharacterized. The coding region runs from base 1 to 1545 and encodes 514 amino acids. Lineage: Eukaryota; Euglenozoa; Kinetoplastea; Trypanosomatida; Trypanosomatidae. The transcript has a single exon. The record is from RefSeq and is a predicted model, not a curated record.
AUGCGCAGCAGUAGUAUGUACAUCUCCUAUGUAGACGCGCCAAUAACAUACGAUGUGAUUGGUGCGCCUGCGGUGUUUGGGGAGUAUACCACAGUGGGGGGAUACCCAUGCACGGAAUGCCUCGUGACGGAGUCUUUACUUGUUGUGACGGCUACCCUGUCGAAGGAGGCCUACUGUGAGAUCUUGGGCGCAUUUCCUAGGCCCAUUCAGCAGCAUGUUUUACUGAUGGCGUUUAGGAGCCGUGAAAAACUUCUUCCGCGGUUUGCCCCCAUGAAUCUUGCCCGCAUGCGGCUCUGCCCUCUACUUACCGAACUUAGCGACGAAAACCUGCUGCAUCUCAUGGAUUACCUUGUUCCAUGCACGCGAGCCGCUGGCAUGCAAAUUGGUGAACCCAACAACCCCAAACACAUAUUUUUUAUUCGACGGGGUGCAGUACAUAUUCGUGAUGAGGAGGCUCUUGUGGCAGAAGUGAUCCCCCCCACGCAAGCAAGGAGCCGAAGCCUCUUUUUGGAGGGUCAUACUUUUGGCGAGCGACAGUGCAUUUUUCGCGAGGCUCUCGGGGACUGCUUUUACGCGUUAACAAACGUGGACUUGUAUUUGCUGCCAUUUUCUGUGCUCAUUCAAUUUAUGAAGCAGCAGCCAGACGCACGGACGACGAUUUACGCCUCUGCGAGGGCGGCCUCCGCAGUGCUGGAAAACGAUUAUGGGGGGAUGCGGUUUGUCCCAGCUUCGCUGGAGAAGCUGGGCAUUGUUAUGUUGGGCUCUGCGCAGCUCUCUAAGUGGUUUCAGCGGCGUGUCAACAUCAGCACCGCCAGCUCCAGUUGUACCUCAGUUUUUGGCACCCUGAACUCGAACCUGGGAAAGGUGAAAAACCCAAUGGGCUACGCUGCUCCUGGGGCCUCACCGCAUUUUAUUGAGCAGAUACACAAGAUUCCACUGCUAAAUCUCUGCACACCACCCGACGCCUUCUACGUCGAGUGCGCACUGCACUGGAAGAUGACUUCAUACGACUCGGGGGAUUACAUUGUCCAUCGUGGCAGCGAGUGCAACUGUCUGCUGCUGUUCCCACAGGGAGGUGCUGCUGUCGUGUUGGAAGAAAAACAUAUUCCACAGGGGGCCGUGAACUUGCCCCCAGCUGCCUUGCAUAAUAAACUCUCAGCUGUGCCACGGGAGUGUAUCAUAGGCUACACGUGCGUGCGCAGACACCCGUGGACGCUCAGCGUUAUUGCCAUGGAAUCUCAAGUGGAGGUGUGGGAGAUGAAACGAGUGACAUUUGUAGAACUUCUUCGGAAGCAUCAGUUGGACCGGAAGCUGCAGGACCUUGUGCUGCAGCUGAUGCAGCCGCUCAUGCGACUGAGGAGUCGCUCCGUGGUUCUUGACAUGCAGCCACUUUUGACGCCAUUGCCUAACUCUCUCUGGAGUGAAGGACGCAUUCCCAACCUGCAUCCUGUGAGCCCGUCCGAAUGUCUGCGCUUCCCGGUCUGGAAGGAGGGAGAUUUCCCAAUGCAAUCCCACAACUUAAACCGCCGUUCAAGCAUUUUCUAG